Molecule: messenger RNA, 2118 nt
Organism: Amphibalanus amphitrite
Lineage: Eukaryota; Metazoa; Arthropoda; Thecostraca; Balanomorpha; Balanidae
Product: delta(24)-sterol reductase-like
Exons: 14
Coding region: 232-1863 (543 amino acids)
Biological process (GO): steroid metabolic process
Cellular component (GO): membrane; cytoplasm
Molecular function (GO): FAD binding; Delta24(24-1) sterol reductase activity
Source: RefSeq, a predicted model, not a curated record
GGGAGACGUAGAUCAAGGCUUUCCGAACUCUGACUGGGACAACGUAACAGCGGGAUCCUCACGCAUUGCACUGUGGUGCUCUGUGGCUGCAGUGGCUCGCUAUAGGUGCCAAAAUUCCGCUUUGUAGUGUCGGCCAUCUAUAGAACGGUUGUCUGGUUGGAUGUGGCAUGGCGGGUACUUUAGCAAAGAAGAACACCAAUGAUGCACUUCUGCCGCAGGUAGCUCGGCGCGAUGGCCGGGGGCGAGGGGGCUGCCUCUGGGGGCGGCUGGCGGCAGACGCUGGUCCGCCUCAUGGAGCGUCACCGCGGUCUGAUCGUGGUGCUCUUCUGUCUGCCGGCCUCGUUUCUGUUUGACGUGGCGUUCCGCCUGCGCGCCUGGGUCCGCCGAGAGCUGCUGGCGGCGCCCAACAAACACCACCAGCGGGUGGCCGAGAUUCAGGCCCGGGUGCUGCGAUGGAACAAGCUACCUCCAUCUGAGCGGAAACUGAUGUGCACGGACCGACCCAACUGGCUCAGUCUCUCCACCACAUUCUUCAGAAAGGAUCUCUGCCACCGAAUCCCGGUACCGCUGUACGACAUCCUGUCGCUGAACGAGAGCCAGAUGACGGUCAAGGUGGAGCCCAUGGUCAGCGUCGGACAGAUCACAGAGUUCCUCAUUCCGCAGGGAUACACGUUGGCUGUGACGCUGGAGAUCGCGGAUGCAACCCUGGGAGGUCUGGCCAUGGGUGUCGGCAUGACGACCUACUCACACAAGGUGGGUCUGUACCAGGAGGCGAUCCGGGCGUACGAGGUGGUGCUGGGAGACGGCAGUCUGGUGCGAGUCACGCGCGACAAUGAGCACCGGGACCUGUACCACACGCUGCCCUGGUCGCACGGCACGCUCGGCUUCCUGGUGGCUCUCGAGCUCGACAUCGUCAAGGUCAAGCCGUAUGUCCAUAUGAAGUAUAUCCCGGUGACUGGCCAGAAGAAAUACUGUGAUAUGAUCAGGGAUCUCUCCGGAGCCAACGACAAGGACAAACAGACUGCCGACUACCUGGAGGCCACUGUGUACAGUAAGGAGAGGGCCGUCAUCAUGGUGGGCAACUUCGCCGACCUGCCGCCCGGCCAGGAGCACAAGGUGAACCACAUCACGCGCUGGUACAAGCCGUGGUUCUACAAGCACACGGAGAGUUUCCUUCAGCGCGGCGAGGGGGACGAGUACAUUCCACUGCGCGAGUACCUGCUGCGGCACAACCGGGCCAUCUUCUGGGUGGUCGAGGCCAUGAUCCCGUUCGGAAACAACCCGCUCUUCCGGUUCUUCCUGGGCUGGCUGCUGCCUCCGAAGCCCGCGUUCCUGAAGUUCACCACCACGCCCGGUGUGCGGGCGAUGACCUUCACCAAACAGGUGUUCCAAGACAUCGUGCUGCCGAUGAACAUUCUGGAGAAGCAGAUCGACGUCAGUGAGGAGCUGUUUGACACGUACCCGAUCCUCGUCUACCCGUGCCGCAUCUACGAUCACGGAGAACACGCUGGCCAGCUGCGGCCGCCGCGGCCGGACCAGCGCUGCCCGGGCGCCGACUGGGGCAUGUUCAACGACCUGGGUGUGUACGGCGUGCCGGGACCCGUGCGGCGCAAACAGCGCUACGACGCCGUCAAACAGAUGCGCGCCAUGGAAAAGUUCUGCCGCGAGGUGGGCGGCUACCCGUUCCUCUACGCCGAUAUAUUCAUGGACCGGAAGGAGUUUGAGCAGAUGUUCGAUCUCACCGCGUACGAGCGCGUCCGGGAAAAGUACCAUGCCAAUGGCGCCUUCCCGCAUCUCUACGACAAGGUGAAGCCAGAGAUCGACGUCUUUGCAGUGGGCGAGGAGUACAUUGAUCCUCUGUAGUCUACCAUCACCCUGCUAACCUCACACCCUAGACCGUGACUUCGCGCUACUGGGAUAAGGCUACCGGUGGUUACACCGUGGUUGACGUUCCCUGCUACCCGUGACUGCCGACUGAUGACUGCCAAUGUCGUUGCAAACGUGAUGCGUGUUACAAAUCUAUGUUUAUCGUAUGUGACAGACAUGCUUUGUCUCGAGGACAAUGUUAUUUGUUAUCAUGUUUUAUGUCAACUAUCAAUAUACGUGAACUGCACUGAA